AAACAAUGACGACGCCGCCUUGAGUCAAGGGCUGCACUUAAAGAGACGUGCCUCACAUCUGCUGCUGUAUAUUACAAGCAGAGAGCUGCGCUGUCAGUCAAACCUCACAAGAAAGAGUCUGCCAUCAGAGGAAGAUGCACUCUCAUCAGCUGGUGUUCAUGCUCAGUGCUGUGAUGUGGAUUAUGAUAAUCGCAGAUGCAUAUCCAUACACAACAGACACAGACAUCCCUGCAGAGGACAUGACCAAAUACUAUACUGCACUACGACACUAUAUCAAGCUCAUCACACGACAAAGGUAUGGGAAGAGAAGCAGUCCUGAGCCCAUGUUCCUGAGUCUGCUGUUGAGAGAGACACAAGAAAGCAUUCCUGAGUCAACAUAUGAUGAAGCAGGCACUGAACACGACAAGAUCAGAUUAAAGGAAAUAUCCAGUUGGUAAUGAAAGAUAUUUUUCCAUCCACCAAGUGAUGUCAGCGGUGACCAGAGAGUGGCAGUGUGCAGCUUUAAACCUUUGCUCUGAUACUGUUUUCAUACCCUUUGGUCAUUAUGUUCUGUAUUAUUAAU
Molecule: messenger RNA, 562 nt
Organism: Cyprinus carpio (common carp)
Lineage: Eukaryota; Metazoa; Chordata; Actinopteri; Cypriniformes; Cyprinidae
Product: pro-neuropeptide Y-like
Biological process (GO): neuropeptide signaling pathway; feeding behavior
Cellular component (GO): extracellular region
Molecular function (GO): neuropeptide hormone activity; neuropeptide Y receptor binding
Source: RefSeq, a predicted model, not a curated record